AUGCCGUCUCAGGUAAACUCGCCGGCUAUUCUUCACUUGAGGGAUUUCAUAGACACCGUGGGACCCGACCCAUCUCGACCAGAACAGGGCCUUGCUCUACAAAUUGGGUCUGCCUUACAUCUUCCUUUUCAAACGAAUCUCUACUCGGACGACGUAGAAUUGAAUGAGCUUCCGACUACUAUACAAUUCUUCGCCUCGCCGAGCAAUCCACAAUCCUACGAACCGAACAAGUUCAUCUAUGCUUGGGGCCCAUUCUUCACUUCUGUCGACCCAGAUGGGGUUCUACAUUUAAUUUUACACGCCCAUGAAGUUGACUGUCAUCCAGGCGACCAUUCUAAUUCGCAUACGUACAAUAUGCACUGCCCAGAGGCCGCUCUCCCUUCAGUUGCCUUACUAGGAAUAGUUCGAAGUGGAGGGGGACAGUUAAACAACGGGUCUACUCUGUUACAUUACGACCUCGAGACUAAUGUCUACGACGUCCCCAACAAGGCGUCAGUGACAUUUACUGUUUCUAUUUACUUCAGAAACGGAAACCGUUGGACAAAAUUUCCCGCUCUUGCUAGGCAGUCUCGCAUAUUUAUCACCGGGAGGAUUUUCGGUGUCACUAAUAACACGCCCCGGCUCGCAAUUGGCGUGGAUGAUGUUUAUUUUAUUCCAAAUCUCAGUUCCAUUACAACCGCUCCAGUGACUCCUAGCUCAUCGGCGGGGAAGCAAAAGCAAGCAGACAGAUGGAACAGCCGUGCCAACCCAAUAACUCCAGUAAAGAGACCUCUGAUGCUGACCUCCAACUCUGAUUCUCAACCACAAGACGACGAUGUCCAAGCCUGUCCCUCUAGUGAGGCACAUCUUCCAAUAGCAUCGGAACUUUGUGACGAACCCAUCAGCAAGGAGACAACUACUGACAAUCUGACUCGCUUGGAAGAC
Molecule: messenger RNA, 924 nt
Organism: Penicillium subrubescens
Lineage: Eukaryota; Fungi; Ascomycota; Eurotiomycetes; Eurotiales; Aspergillaceae
Exons: 2
Source: RefSeq, a predicted model, not a curated record